CUUACACAUGGAUAUGGAUGAGGUCCAACGGUCGUAUUUGGGAAAAACUUCAUCGAUACUUGAUCAAUCACGGUUUUAACUCUAAAUUUGGAGUUGUAACCACUCAACAUUUGAGCAAAUCUAGUUCUGAUCAUUGUCCUAUCCUACUUAUGUGUGAAGAAGAAGGAAGAUUGGGACCGAAGCAAUUUCGUUUUCAAAAUAUGUGGCUUUCACAUGUGGAUUUUUUGUCUUUUGUGUGAAGCAAAUGGGAGGUUUAUCCAACCAGUGGUGGAAUGAGGAGUUUCUCGACUAAGCUUAAAGCCUUGAAGGUGGACUUAAAAAAAUGGAAGAAAGAAGUUUUCGGAGACAUUUUUGCUGAAACUAGUAAGCUGGAGGUGGAAGCUUUGGCAGCUGAAAAAGACUGAGGAAAAUCCGAACGAAGAGACUAGAUUGACGUGUUUUAAAAAGAAGGCUGAGUUACUAAUGCGUGCCAAACAGAAGGAAGCCUUUUGGAGACAAAAGGCUAAUGUAAAAUGGAUCUGGGAUGGUGAUGCUAACACCAAUUUCUUCCAUGAGAAAGCAAAAGAAAAAGUAAGAAGACAACAAAUUACUGCAAUUAAAGGAACUGAUGGGGAGUGGGUUUAUGAUAGGAAAGAUAUUGCGACUGAGGCCGUCUCUUUUUUUACUAAGAUUUACGAGGAAGAAGCUACUUGCUCGCAGGACAAGGUGCUUAAACACAUCCCAUGCUUGCUUGAUGAAGGAGAUAAUGAGAUGCUAAGUAACCUACCAGGAGAAGAGAAGAUCAAAGAAGCUAUUUGGAGUUUGAGUAAAGAGUCUGCGCCUGGUCCAGAUGGUUUUGGAGGAACCUUUUACAGAGGCUGUUGGGACAUUAUUAAGAAGGAUGUGGUUCUUGCUGUCCAAGAGUUUUUCUUGGGUCUGCCGAUACCCAGAAGUGUGGGAAGUGCUAAUAUGGUUCUCAUUCCCAAAAAAGGAGUCCUACUUCAUUUGGGAAUUUUAGGCCUAUUUGUCUUUACACCUUCAUUAGUAAGGUUAAUACUCGCAUUAUAGCUAGCAGGUUAGCUUCUUAUUUGCCUAAAAUCAAUUCUAAUGAACAAUCAGGCUUUAUGAAAGGACGAGAAAUUAAACAUCAAGUUCUGGUGGCUAUGGAGAUGCUUCAUAAUCUGGAUAAGAAGUUUCGAGCCUCUAAUAUUGUGGUUAAAAUAGAUAUGACUAAAGCCUUUGAUCGAGUUGACUGGGGUUUUCUAGAGGCUGUUUCGAGGAGGUUUGGGUUUAAUAAGAAGAUCAGGGAGUUGAUUAUGGGGAACUUGAAGGCUACUUAUAUUUCGGUUAUGGUGAAUAUAUAAAUAGAGGGAGGGGUGCGUAGGGAUCGAAUUUGGGCUGAAAAGGGGAGUCAAGCAAGGGGACCCUCUUUCUCCAAUGCUAUUUAUUAUUAUGUUUGAAGCCUGUAAUGCCCAUAAUUUUAUCUAUUUCUUAUGUGUUAAUCAUUUUCAUUAUGAUCAUGUUUUAACUUGUGGUUUAAAUGUUAUAUAUGUGAAUAUGAACUUUGUGAUAAUCA
Messenger RNA from Cuscuta europaea, 1555 nucleotides. The record is from the annotation of a GenBank genome assembly. NCBI's taxonomy places the organism in Eukaryota, Viridiplantae, Streptophyta, Magnoliopsida, Solanales, Convolvulaceae.